Molecule: messenger RNA, 2355 nt
Organism: Babjeviella inositovora NRRL Y-12698
Lineage: Eukaryota; Fungi; Ascomycota; Pichiomycetes; Serinales
Gene: SUP35
Product: translation termination factor GTPase eRF3
Exons: 1
Coding region: 14-2212 (732 amino acids)
Biological process (GO): translation; nuclear-transcribed mRNA catabolic process, deadenylation-dependent decay; translational termination
Cellular component (GO): translation release factor complex
Molecular function (GO): translation release factor activity; GTPase activity; GTP binding
Source: RefSeq, a predicted model, not a curated record
ACUCUCCAUCAACAUGUCCGAAAACGCCCAAGGGUCUACCCCAGAAAGCUUGUCUAAUGACAUGCAGAACGCUUCCAUUAGCACUCCUGGGAACAGGUUUGACAGUGCCAAGGCACCAGUUUUCACUCCAGGUGCCUCUUUCACUCCAGGCGAGCCAGCGGCCUUCGUCCCGGGCCAGGGCCAGUACACCAACUACAACCAAGGGUACAAUGCCCAGCAGGGAUACAAUUCUAAUCAGGGCGGCUACAAGAACUACAACCAAGGCCAAGGCUACAACAACUACAACCAGGGCCAACAGGGCGGAUACAAGAACUACAACCAGGGCCAACAGGGCGGGUACAACAACUACCAGCAGGGGUACAACCAGCAACAAGGAUACAACCAGCAACAGGGGUACAACAACUACAACCAGCAACAGGGGUAUAACAACAACCGUGGGUACAACCAAGGCGGGUACACCAAUUACAACCAGCAGCAGCCACAACAGGGUGGUGCUAUGUCCUUGGAGGAUUACAAGAAGCAGCAGCAGGCCUCACUCAACUCUUUGAACAAGCCAAUCAAGAAGACCGUGUUAAAGUUGGACGCGUCCUCCGGGAUCAAGCUCGCCAACGCAACCAAGCCGGCCGAGAAGAAGGAGGAGUCCCCAAAGGAGGAAGCGAAGGAAGCUGCAGUCGAAAAGGAGGAGGUUAAGGUAGCUAAGGAAGCCAAGAUUGCUCCUCCUGCUGCUACCGCGGCUCCGGCCGCUGCCGUCGCCCCAGCCGCUGCCGUCGCCCCAGCCGCUGCCGUCGCCCCAGCCGCUGCCGUCUCCGCGUCCCCAGCUGUUUCCGCCCUUCCAUCAAAGGCGUCCACCCCAGUUGCCUCUGUCGACGCGCUCAUCAAGGAACAGGAAGAUGAAGUUGACGUGGAAGUUGUCAACGACAUGUUCGGCGGUAAGGACCACGUUUCUAUCAUCUUCAUGGGCCACGUCGAUGCGGGUAAGUCCACCAUGGGUGGUAACAUUCUCUAUCUCACCGGCUCCGUCGACAAGAGAACCGUCGACAAGUACGAGCGUGAGGCUAAGGAGGCUGGUAGACAGGGCUGGUACCUUUCCUGGGUCAUGGACACCAACAAGGAGGAGAGAAACGACGGUAAGACCAUCGAGGUGGGGAAGGCGUACUUCGAGACCGAAAAGAGACGUUACACGCUUUUGGACGCGCCUGGCCACAAGAUGUACGUUUCCGAAAUGAUCGGGGGUGCGUCUCAGGCAGAUAUCGGGAUUCUCGUCAUCUCAGCCAGAAAGGGUGAAUAUGAGACCGGGUUCGAGAAGGGUGGCCAGACUCGUGAGCACGCAUUGUUGGCCAAGACCCAGGGCGUGAACAAGAUUAUCGUGGCGAUCAACAAGAUGGAUGACGUGACUGUAGCUUGGUCCAAGGAACGCUACGAUGAGUGUUGCUCCAAGUUGGGUCAAUACCUCAGAGGUAUUGGCUACGCCAAGGACGAUAUCAUCUUUAUGCCUGUGUCUGGGUACACCGGUGCCGGGUUGAAGGAGCGCGUGUCGCCAGAGGAGUGCCCAUGGUACUCGGGCCCAGCGCUCUUGGAGUACUUGGACACCAUGAAGACCCUUGACAGACACAUUAACGCGCCGUUCAUGUUGCCGAUUGCGGGCAAGAUGAAGGAUAUGGGGACCAUUGUUGAGGGUAAGAUCGAGUCGGGACACGUGAAGAAGGGUCAGAACUUGGUGGUCAUGCCAAACAAGACCACUAUCGAGGUGUUGUCCAUCUUCAACGAGACCGAGCAGGAGUGUGACAUCGCAUACUGUGGUGAGCAGGUCAGAAUGAAGUUGAGGGGGAUCGAGGAAGAAGACUUGUCCCAGGGCUACGUCUUGACUUCGGUGAAGAACCCAGUCAAGACCGUCACCAGAUUCGAGGCCCAGGUCGCCAUGGUUGAGUUGAAGUCCAUUUUGUCCAACGGUUUCUCGUGUGUUAUGCACGUGCACACGGCCAUUGAGGAGGUCACUUUCGUCGAAUUGAAGCACAAGUUGGAGAAGGGGACUAACAGAAAAUCCAAGAAGCCUCCUGCUUUUGCCAAGAAGGGGAUGAAGAUCAUUGCCAUCUUGGAGACUACCGAGCCGGUCUGUAUGGAGACCUACGCCGAAUACCCGCAGAUGGGGAGAUUCACCUUGAGAGACCAGGGUACCACCAUUGCCAUUGGUAAAAUCACCAAGUUAUUGUAAGGGGUUUGUAUAUUUAAUCGCGAUGCGAAGAUGAAAUAAUGAGGCGCAAUGUAGUAGCGGAAGUACGAAAGAGAAAUUAAGCUGAAAAUGAUAAAUGCAGCGAAAUUCAACCGAUAAUGGGCUGGAGGUGGGCAUGAAAAGGA